ACCGCCCUAGUAACGGCCGCAUGGUAACCCAGGCGCUGGGCGUGGGGUACUAGCUCCUGCUUUUCCACGCUCGCUUUGGUUCCCGGCGUUUGCAAGAUGAAGAUCGAAGAGGUGAAGAGCACCACGAAGACGCAGCGCAUCGCCUCCCACAGCCACGUGAAGGGGCUGGGGCUGGAUGAGAGCGGCCUGGCCAAGCAGGCGGCCUCGGGGCUCGUGGGCCAGGAGAACGCGCGAGAGGCAUGUGGUGUGAUAGUAGAAUUAAUCAAAAGCAAGAAGAUGGCUGGAAGAGCUGUCUUGUUGGCAGGACCUCCUGGAACUGGCAAGACAGCCCUAGCCCUGGCCAUUGCUCAGGAGCUGGGCAGUAAGGUCCCUUUCUGCCCAAUGGUGGGGAGUGAAGUUUACUCGACGGAGAUCAAGAAGACGGAAGUGCUGAUGGAGAACUUCCGCAGGGCGAUUGGGCUGCGGAUAAAGGAGACCAAGGAGGUUUAUGAAGGCGAAGUCACAGAGCUGACUCCAUGUGAGACAGAGAACCCCAUGGGCGGGUAUGGCAAGACCAUCAGCCACGUAAUCAUAGGACUCAAAACAGCCAAAGGAACCAAGCAGUUGAAAUUGGACCCCAGCAUUUUUGAAAGUUUGCAGAAAGAGCGAGUAGAGGCUGGAGAUGUGAUUUAUAUCGAAGCCAACAGUGGGGCCGUGAAGAGACAGGGCAGGUGUGAUACCUACGCCACAGAAUUCGACCUUGAAGCCGAGGAGUAUGUGCCCUUGCCAAAGGGAGAUGUGCACAAGAAGAAAGAAAUCAUCCAGGACGUGACCUUGCACGACUUGGAUGUGGCCAAUGCACGGCCCCAGGGGGGACAAGACAUCCUGUCCAUGAUGGGCCAGUUAAUGAAGCCAAAGAAGACAGAAAUUACAGAUAAACUUCGAGGGGAGAUCAACAAGGUGGUGAACAAGUACAUCGAUCAGGGCAUUGCGGAGCUGGUUCCUGGGGUGCUCUUUGUUGACGAGGUUCACAUGCUGGACAUCGAGUGUUUCACUUACCUGCACCGGGCCCUGGAAUCUUCUAUUGCCCCUAUUGUCAUCUUUGCAUCCAACCGAGGCAACUGUGUCAUCAGGGGCACCGAGGACAUCACCUCUCCCCAUGGCAUCCCUCUCGACCUUCUGGACCGGGUGAUGAUCAUCAGGACCAUGUUGUACACUCCGCAGGAAAUGAAACAGAUUAUUAAAAUCCGAGCCCAGACAGAGGGGAUCAACAUCAGUGAGGAGGCGCUGAACCACCUCGGGGAGAUCGGCACCAAGACCACGCUGAGGUACUCGGUGCAGCUGCUGACACCGGCCAACUUGCUCGCCAAGAUCAAUGGGAAGGACAGCAUCGAGAAGGAGCACGUGGAGGAGAUCAGCGAGCUCUUCUAUGAUGCCAAGUCCUCAGCCAAGAUCCUGGCUGACCAGCAGGACAAGUACAUGAAGUGAGCGCCGAGGGCCUUUCUGUGAGGAGAGACUGGCCAGCGUGCCAGCCUGCGGCAGGCGGUGGCCCCGGGCUCUGUCCCCACUCGGGGGUGGCCAGCAGCAUCGUCAGCCCGGUGGGAAGUGUUCUUUUACUUAUCAGAGUGUCUCCUGUGGUUGCUCAGAAGGGACUGACCUGACGAGUUUUCUAAUAAAUUCUUCAUAGGUUAUUUUGUUAGGGUCUCCUUAAAUAAUAAUAAUAAUAAAAGAUUUUCUAUUUUA
This is a messenger RNA of Talpa occidentalis (Iberian mole), 1722 nucleotides long. RefSeq names its product RuvB like AAA ATPase 1 (gene RUVBL1). The transcript has 11 exons. The record is from RefSeq and is a predicted model, not a curated record. NCBI's taxonomy places the organism in Eukaryota, Metazoa, Chordata, Mammalia, Eulipotyphla, Talpidae. Gene Ontology annotation, biological process: regulation of transcription by RNA polymerase II; box C/D snoRNP assembly; chromatin remodeling. Gene Ontology annotation, molecular function: ATP hydrolysis activity; DNA helicase activity; ATP binding. Gene Ontology annotation, cellular component: NuA4 histone acetyltransferase complex; Swr1 complex; Ino80 complex. The coding region runs from base 97 to 1467 and encodes 456 amino acids.